Messenger RNA from Thermothielavioides terrestris NRRL 8126, 1407 nucleotides. RefSeq lists its product as uncharacterized. Gene Ontology annotation, biological process: tRNA methylation; wybutosine biosynthetic process. Bases 1 to 1407 code for a protein of 468 amino acids. Gene Ontology annotation, cellular component: cytoplasm. Gene Ontology annotation, molecular function: S-adenosylmethionine-dependent methyltransferase activity; tRNA methyltransferase activity. NCBI's taxonomy places the organism in Eukaryota, Fungi, Ascomycota, Sordariomycetes, Sordariales, Chaetomiaceae. The record is from RefSeq and is a predicted model, not a curated record. The transcript is spliced from 4 exons.
AUGCCGCGCCCGCCGAAGCAGAAACAAAACCCGAUCUCGGCGGCCGUCAGCUCGUGGCUCGACUCACUCCCGCCCGCGCUGCUCUCCUCCCUCCUCGCUCGUGAGCCACAGCUCCUCCGCGACCGCGCCCCCAAGCGCUGGGUCGUCUACGAGCCCAUGGUGCUGCUCCCGAGCGGCAGCUUCGCGGCCGCGCCGUGGCCCGCCCUGCUGGAUUCCCUCACGCCUGCCCAGUCGUCCGCUCUCUGGGCCGCCAUCCUGCGCCAGCUCUCCCCGGCCGCCCCGAAGCCGCCGCUCACCCACCUCGCCAUAAACGAACGCAUCCCGCUGCGCACGGCGGCGCCUUCGCCACCCUCGCCACCGAACCCAGCACAACAACAACAACGACCGCCACAACCAGAAAAACGGCAACCCAGCCACCACCAGCAAGCAGCAGCAGCAGCAACAACAGCAGCAGCGACGAGAGCCAGCCGCAGAGAGGACGAAGCGCAAGCGAACGCAGAGGAAAACAUCCUCCGCUCACCCACCCACCUCCGCCCGCUGCACGGCUGCUUCGGCCCGCCGCCGCCGCCGCCGCCGCCGCCGCUGCGUAGCAGCCGCGCAGACGCAAACCCGCCGCCCUUGCCCGCCGACUUCGCCGCGGCGCUGUGGGUGUCGACGACGCAGAACGGGCUGCGCCAGGUCUGGGCGCCGCGGCACACCAUGUUCAGCCGGGGCAACGUCAAGGAGAAGGCGCGGAUCCUUGGGACAGGGGUGGGCAGCCGCAGCAAAUGGGCGGUCGACCUCUACGCCGGCAUCGGCUACUUCGCCUUCUCGUACGCGCGGCUCGGCCUGCGCGUGCUGUGCUGGGAGCUGAACCCGUGGAGCGUCGAGGGCCUGCGGCGCGGCGCCGAGGCGAACGGCUUCUCCGUGCGGAUUGUGCGGGCCCCUCCGCCUUGGGAUGGGGAUGGGGAUGGGGAUCUGGAUCUGGUGGCGCUGUUGGGGGAGGAGGAGGAUGGCGAGGCGCCGCAGAUCGUGGUGUUUCUGGAGGACAACCGGCUCGCGGCCGGGAGGAUACGGCGGGCGAGGGCGGCGGGGGUGCGAUUGGAGGUGGUGCAUGUCAAUUGCGGGUUCCUGCCCAGCAGCGAGGGCGUGUGGAGGGAUGCGUGGGAGAUCCAGACUGGCGGUGGCGGCAGCUGUGCCGGGGCAGGGGAGGGGGUGGGGUGGCUGCACCUGCAUGAGAAUGUCGGAGCCGCAGACAUUGAACGGAGGAAGGCGGACGUUCAGGGGCUGUUUGACCGGUGGAAGCAGCAGGACGGCAAUGGGAGCACGGCCACGGUAGAACAUGUCGAACUGGUCAAGACGUACGCGCCGGGCGUGUGGCACUGCGUCUUUGAUGUCUGUAUUACAAGGUCUAAUGCUGCGGAAUAG